Molecule: messenger RNA, 1446 nt
Organism: Gigantopelta aegis
Lineage: Eukaryota; Metazoa; Mollusca; Gastropoda; Neomphalida; Peltospiridae
Product: zinc finger CCHC domain-containing protein 24-like
Exons: 4
Coding region: 492-1322 (276 amino acids)
Molecular function (GO): nucleic acid binding; zinc ion binding
Source: RefSeq, a predicted model, not a curated record
GUCUUACGUAAUUACAUCAAUUAUGAGGAAGAAACUUUUAACUCCAGUGACCAUAACACUCCACCGAAGCGUCUUGGAUUACGGCAGCAACAUGGAGGAACAAGAGGUAACCCAGUUUGCCGAGUUACCGUCAAAGAGGCAGUUGCCGUGGCAACAGAUGAACUUUAGGUCAAGAUUCAGAUCCAAGACAGAGCUCUUUGACUGACAGACAUGGGCGUGGCUCAACUGAUGGAGAACUACGAUUAGACGAACUUUAGGUCAGAAGGGGGCGUGGCUCUAUAAGAUGCACAACUGGGAUAACAUUGGGAUCAUUUUUCUUCGUUUUUAUUGACAGGAAUGGGGCGUGACUCUGCUGUCACGGAGAUCUAUGAUUGGCACGUAGUGGAACCGAUCUCUUGGGAACUACUCUUAUUUCGGUCAUUUUUCGGCACAGAGCUAUACGUCUUUUUACAAGUUGGUGACUGGACCAGGUUGAGGUCUUGAUUCCCAACAUGAAGGAAAUGUCGUCCCUCGCUAGCAUCGACACGUCGGCGUCAGUGUACCAACCGGCGCAGCUACUCAACUGGGUGUACCUCACCCUGGCCGACUCCAACGGUCCCCAGGGCCUCCAGAACAGUCAGUCCGUGUACACCGACCCUUGGACGGCCAACCAGAACAACCCCCAGUCCGUGUCUUCGCUGAACACUGUUAGUGUUAGUUCCCUGCUGCAGAAAACCAACCAAAAUAUCUUCACCGUGAACCACCACCACAUCCCCGCCGCCACCGAUCCCUGGUCCAGUCCACCUCAACACACAGCUAUCCACGGCAACGUCAACGCAACGAACCACUAUGCAAAUGGCAAUGUGUCCACUCUCUCUACAACGUCUCCGUACGGCAGCAUCCAGGAUCUUGCUGAUCACUUCAACGACCUGUCACUGUCCUUGGAACGGAAGCCUAGCAAGCGCCCCCCUUCCACGUACCUCUGUCACCUGUGCUUCAACAAGGGCCACUACAUCAAAGACUGUCCCCAGGUAGGCAAGGCCAGACCGAAAGGUGAAGGCCUGACCCCGUACCAGGGCAAGAAGAGGUGUUUUGGAGAGUACAAGUGCCCCAAGUGCAAGAGGAAGUGGAUGAGUGGCAACAGUUGGGCUAACAUGGGCCAGGAAUGCAUCAAAUGCCACAUCAACGUCUACCCCCACAAACAGACACAUCUGUUUUCGUGUCACCAGCGCCCCCUGGAGAAACCCGACGGCCUGGACGUCAGUGACCAGAGCAAGGUCCACCCGCAACACCUCUGUGAGAAGUGCAAGAUGCUGGGAUAUUACUGCCGCCGUAUGAACUAGAUCUGUUGCUGGAACAAGGAUUGCACAUCAUUGGGGGAAAAUGGACUUUGAAAUGUCACGGACAUAAUGGCUAAAGAAAAUGGACAUGAAUAUUACGAAAUAAAGACUUUAUUCUCUAUGACAA